This is a messenger RNA of Biomphalaria glabrata, 5539 nucleotides long. RefSeq lists its product as uncharacterized. The transcript is spliced from 8 exons. The record is from RefSeq and is a predicted model, not a curated record. Gene Ontology annotation, molecular function: adenylate cyclase inhibiting G protein-coupled glutamate receptor activity. The coding region runs from base 255 to 5108 and encodes 1617 amino acids. Gene Ontology annotation, cellular component: membrane. Gene Ontology annotation, biological process: G protein-coupled receptor signaling pathway. Lineage: Eukaryota; Metazoa; Mollusca; Gastropoda; Planorbidae.
UCGUGUUGAAGAACUGGCCAGGAAUUAAACUGAACGUGACUACAUCAGGAGCAGACGACUCAGCAGACGUCACUCUACGUAUUGUCCCCCCUUUCCCCUUUAGCUAUUGUUUUUUUUUUUUUGUCUUUCUUUCCGUGGACACUUUUCAAACCUGUUUGCUUAUGUUUGGUGGAGGAGCUGUGAAAACAAUUUCUCGUGUUUCUAUAUAAUUUUUUUCGUUCAAUACAUGUCGUUCUUCCAUUAGCUCAUUUUUAAUGACACUUGACUCCAGGUCCAGCAUGUCUUCAGUUCUUUACUUCAGCCUUCUGGUAGCCACGUCUGCUGUUUUAAUUGUAGCAGCUGAAGGCCAGGGCAUGAACAAGUCAAGCCAUAUCGUUGUGGUCUUAGUGGACGGCUUAGACAGAGAGACAGGGAACUGCCACCGGGCAGUUAACAUAUCUUCUGUUGGAUUUCUGGUGCAGGUCUUCGCUGACCUGGUGAAUAACGUGACUAACAGAACUGCUAUCUCCACAGUGAAAGGUCAUUGUGAUGAAAUGGACAAAGUCAUUCAACGCACACUGGAGCUCCUGGGAGAAAACUCAGUUACCGAUCUAGUUACUCCGACUUCUAAUCUCACUAGCGACACGCUCCUGGACAUUUUCAACGUUUUUGGAGUCAGAGUCGUAGAGUUGGUGACAGGGGAUGUCGUGAGAACUUCUAGGCGCAUGAACCAUUACGUGGCGCCCCGACGUUCAUAUUGGGAACUUGAGACUGCUCUUAAUUUUAUCGAAGACAGAAAUUGGACGACUGUUAGUCUUGAUUCGACUGCCUCUCCUGCCUAUAGACAUCUUGCCAGUAGACUUUUACAAAAUGGCCACUGCAUCGUUUCGUCCUCUUUCGACAAGAGAUUUCCUCAAAUAAAAACAACAGAAAUGGAUGUCGUAAUGCUCAAUCAGGUCAACGCGUCAGGUGUUCUGCUUUUUGCGACCCCUAUAGACGACAUGGUGAAAAUCUUUCUGAAAACAAAGACUUUUCUGAACCAAACAAUUUUCUACCUGGGUGAAAAUAAGAGGUCAAGGUCGUGGACUGUGAAUAAUCUAAGCUCUCAUUGUAAUAAUGGCACGUCAAAUGUUUUCUGUUCUUUUUACGACAUCUUGUCAACUCAAUCAUUUUAUUCACUUCGCGAGUUUCAGGAAGUCGUAAAGACUCUAUCAGUCGUCAUCAACAAACCGGAGAUAAAACAAAAGUGUGUCCAGUCCAACGACUCUCAAGCCUGCGUUUUAUGGAGCCUUCUAACUGAUGAUCUCGGAGUAUCUCCAAACAGAGCUCUGUAUCCACUGGAGCCUCUUUACUCAAUGUUUGUCCGGUACGCACUGCCGGAUGGCACGAUUCGGUUUGACAACGUCACUUUUAAUACUCCAAAACGCUAUCCGAUGAAUGAAUUAUCACCCCUCGAAAAUACCCGUAUCCAAUGGAAGCAAUCAACUCAUGCAAGCUGCGAGCCUUAUUGUCGUUACUGUUGGAAGUGUAUUCCUUUGAAAACUUCCACAAGAGAGAUGCUACAAUCAGGGGCAGGUACUCUUAUCAUUGUUGGGCUUUUCCCUCUAACGGUGCACUCGGAUGCUGGGCCUUGCUCUCGGAAGAAUAGACUAGGGCAGGCAGCGGCGGAGGCUUUUCUAAAAACAUUUCAACUGAACGCUGGGCAGGAAGCAACUUUAGUUCAAGGUGUAGUCAUAGAUACCUGUAUACCUGCCGAUAACCCUGACACUAUAGUCCAUGAUUUAGAGUCUUGUAAAUACACUUAUAAUACAUUUCAGAGUUCAUCAAAAGACCAAACUAUUAUCCAGCCUUCUAAUAUCGUGGGUUAUGUUCAAGCAUUUGGCUCAGUCAUUAGAAGCUCAAGUCAACCCACAAUCACUAUCACCAAGUUAGGCUACUCCAUGACUUCUGACUUGGACUCAAAAUUUGCUGAUAAUUUACUAGUGACCCUGAAGCACCUGAACUGGACAGUGUUGAAUGUCAUUGUGUCUGACCAUGGGCCAUUCUCAUCUGUUUAUGGUCAUGUUAGAAACUCUUCUAUGUUCCAUCAGUUUUGUUUUGCUGAGUCAAUACUGCUCCGCCCAGAUAAUGUAAGCAGGUCAAGAGAUUUGAACAGAAUAAUGACCAGCCUGGACAAAACGACGUUGUUCCUACUUCUGACCAACGCAGUAGAUACUGAAGAGGCCCUUCAACAUCUACGGAGUUCAUGGGCGAUAACUGGACGUAAAUUGUCUCUGAUUUUUACUCCCUUGAAUGAUGUCCCCUUGACUCUCCACGACAUUCACAUCUACACGGAGAAUGUCGUCUAUUUAAAGAUGUCUCGGAAUAAAACGACAAACGCUGGGAACAACGCAACGAACACUGGGAACAACGCAACGAACACUGGGAACAACGCAACGAACACUGGGAACAACACAACGAACACUGGCAGCGACAGAAGCAUACAAUUGAAUGACGAAAGUGUCCUAUUAUUGCUAGAUCAAGCAACUAGGGAGUUCAAAUCUGCUGUUGAAGAUCGUGGUUCGAGUCCUAGUCAGCCAGAAACUGUGGAGUCGUUCCAGCUGGAAGUCGCUGUUGUCAACCGGGAAUCAGUGCAAGGGCAUUUAGUGGCUAAAGUUGACCAAACUCUAACAUGGCUGCAACCAUUCCAUACCCAGCCAUUCUCACACUGCAAUGGGUGGUGUCCACAGUGCCUGUCCUGUAGAACCAGAAAGAAUCAUGUACCAAGUUCCCUCUACAUCCAGGGCGACCUCAUAGUAACGGGGUUAUUUCCCUUAAGAAAGAAAGGCCUUGGGUUUUUCCGUUGCGGUGACUAUAACAGGGACCCAGACACCCUUCAGCGUAUUUUCGCUUUCAUGUUUGCAGUGGACACCGCCAAACAGAGGUACCCGGACUUGCUACCUGGGAUAAAGAUUGGCGGACUUAUUUUAGACUCCUGCUCAGACUUCAACACGGCUUUGAAAGUCAUCGGAGAUUUCGAAACUUGCUCUGACAAAUUCGGCCCCAUGAUUUUAGAUUCGGAAUCGUAUUCUGAUAAAACCUACGAGAAAUACGCCUACCCGAUUCAAAAUAUCGGAUAUGUGGUUGACGAACAGGGUAUCGAUAUCGGACAAUUAAGAAAAAUAUUCGAUCCUUCAGCACAUAGACAUUUGGUUUUCUUGGAUAAUGAUGUCAGCAUGACCCAGAGAGAAAUUGACAGGAAGCAAAUGGUGGACGCGAUUUUAGAACUUCUGGUCAGGCUGAAGUGGAAAAAGGUCAUGGUUCUAUUUGAGAAUGUGACCAGGUAUCAAAACGAGGCUGAGCUUCUCCAGAAGGAGCUAUUUGAAGAAGCAGUAUGCCUGGUCGCGAUGGAAAGCUUCACUCCUAAUAAAAUUUCCAGCCUGGACAAUGCCCUCAAAACUCACGCUGGCGUGCCGGUCAUUAUUCUGUCAAGCCAAAAGACAACACUCACAGUUCUGAAGUCGAUGCAGAGUUCUCUGUCACACCACUGGAUUUUACCUACAUCUUCCGACAGAUACGAAAUCACGGAACUGGCGCCUCUCCUACCUGCGGGUUCGAUUAUUAUAAGUCAUGAAUCCGAUCAAAAUGAAGCUUUUAAUACAUUUAUAAGAGAUAUUAACAAAGCACCUUCGCAUGCCCCGGUGUGGUAUCAACAAUUCUGCGGCUCAUCGAGAGAUCGAAAUUGCUCAAGACUGAUCCAAGAUACCCGCAGGGAAAGCGUAUCCUCGUCGACCAAUGACGUCAUGUUGCACGUUGACGCCAUGCUGCACGGCCUCCAUUACCAGUACACAAGGAGGUGCCCAGAUCACAGGGGCAUCUGUGACGCUUUCGCUGAUGUAAUCAUUUCCGGCGACUUGCCGCCCAUUUUGCAAGAUGUGAACUUUGUAUAUCAAGGGGAGCAACUUCAAUAUAUUUCUCCAGAGAAAAUAAUUCAGAAGUUCUCUCUCUUUAACAAGCAAGGCGACAAAUUGAGGAAGGUCGGAACAUAUUUCAAGCGUCAAUUUCUUCUCAACGCCAGCAGCAUCCAGUUUUACAAUGAACUUGGAGAAGUUCUGACCCACAUCCCAGAGAUACACUGCCGUAACGAAUGCGCAUGCGUGAAGAUCUUCGCAAGAAAUCUAUCCCACGCCAUAGACGAUCACCAUUUCUACUCUUCUCAGCCAGGAGAGUUCAUCCUGGAGACUUGGGCGAUAGCAGUGGUGGCGGUGUCUGGAUCAGGAUGCUUCAUGUCGCUCGUUUUUGCUGUUUACGUCAUUCAUAAAAUGUGCACGGGGACGAUCGGAAAGAGAUACACCUUCCUGGGCCUAGCUCUUCUGCUGGCGGUGACUGUGAUGUAUUCAGCAGUGCUACCGUUUGUUUUCACGCCAAGCGAGACGGUCUGCGCGCUGAGGUACUUCCUGACAGGCGUGGCCUACGCGCUCUGCUUUGCUGUUAUUUUAGUGAAGCUGAUGACACUUCAGAGCUACAAGUUUAUAGGGCUAGGAGGCGAGGUGUCGGGUUUGAACCAGGCGGCUACUGUGUUUUUUAUUACAUGUGUUCAGGUAUCGAGUGGUGUACACUGGUGGUUGUAUUACAGUCCGUUUGUUCAGUCUACGCAUAAUAUGGUCGGUGGUCUGAUGUAUGCUUGCAACAUGGGAAAAAUAGACCUUUCAAUAUACUUAGCUUACGUCAUGUUCCUUCUUGUCGCGUGCUGCCUUUACAGCGUCGGAGUCAGGAACGAGAAAAGAAACAUGGGGGAGGCCAAGCUUCUCCUCUCUUGCAGCUGGCUCUGUUUAGCUGUCUGGUUAAGCUGGCUCCUCUGCCUCUUCCUCUUGGACGCGAAAUGGUCUCAAGUCAUCGUCUGCGCCUCCAUCCUGGGCUGCGCCUCAUCCGUCAUGUUGGUCGUCUUCAUCCCCAAGAUCCGCCUGGUGUCACGGCUCAAGUAUGACCUAUCCCAGAAGUCCGCAGAAAGAAACGGCUAUAGCAUAGACACGGACUUUCUCUACGAAAGGCCGCAGUCUCUGCCCGGUACUCUCACGAGCACUUUCUCCUCAGGCAAAGCCAGCUGCCCCAAGACUGUGACGAGUUUUGACUCAGACUUGAAUCAAUGAGUUCACGUUUAAAACUCAAACUCGGCAACUAAAGCACGUGACAUUUAUUUGCAUACACUGUGAUAGUUUGUUUUAAGCAGACGACACUUACUCUUUUGGAAAUCAAAGAGAGUUUAAAUAUAAUAUAAGAUAAUCAAAGAUAAUUUAACUAUAUGUAUAUUGUGUAACUUGACAUUGAUCCGAUAAUGUGUGUGUAUUAUCUACAUCUGUUAACUAUUGACAAAUACUGUUUGCAAACUUAGUUUUGCCUAGGAACUUAACAGCGGACAUAAACUUGUAAUGCCAACUGCGGGACAUCUAGUGACCGCACCACUUUCAAGUCUUCACCACCAGGACGGGCACUGAGGACUGGUGGACGACGUACUCGCUGACGCUGCCCUCCAGUGUGCGCCUGACGGUGCCGAGGCUGCGGGAGCCCGUGAUGAUCAUGU